AAUCCAGUCAAUCAUUCCGGGAGUCGUAUUUUGGAGUGCACCCGCGCCUAUUUUUAAUCUAAAAAGUAACGUUAUGUUUCCACGGCUGUAGUCUAAACAUAGCGAACAAUUCUACAACUACAACAACUUUUUACUCGGUUUAUUUCGAGCUGUAAAAAUUAAACAUGCCUGUCAAAAGAGCACUUCGUAUGGAAAACGCUGAGACGCACACACCUGUCAAAAAGCCAGCAACAGAGAGAAACUUCAGUCCUAUUACGGGAACGGCGAGACUUCAACUUCAAGCAGGCAAUGUCAAAGCCGGUUCCUGUAAACCACAAGUGCCCCAGACCGAUGUAGAGAAUUUGAAGAGCCUAGCAUCUAAGAUGGAGGCCUCCGUACCAGCAUUCAUCAAGGCCAGACGAAAGCUGGAGGAAAUAGUGCCAGCAGAGGGCAGCAGUGAGCUGAAGACCUUCUUCUCCAAGGGAUCAGCCGACCUGAAGACUGAACUGACCAGAUUCAAACAGCUUGCAUCUAAAGCAGACUCCUGUUUGAGGCUGAGCGGGGCUCAACAGAACUCCAGUCAAGCUGUCGAGGCUGGGAGCUCCUUUGAGUUCCUCAGAUCCAUAAUGGCGUGAGGUUCCCCCCAGUACACGGCACGGCUGUUGACGGCUAACGGAAUAGCUUUUACCUCCUCCUGGAGACAGAGAUGGAUCUGGAAGGCGUGCUGUCAGCGGUGAGGCAGAGAGGUGCCUGGAGCUGUCACUCAUCUGGGAAUGUGUCAAAAAGAGAGAGGGAGGGGUAGAGAGAGAACGAGGGAGAGAGAGUUUCAGACCAGUCACACUGAUCCCUGUCUUCCUGAGAAGUCUCUACCUCACCACUGACAAAUGUUGAUUCUAUGAUAACAGCUAUGCUGCACCGCUGCGAAAAUAAUGUUCUUUUCAGAAGCCCCCCCAACACACACUCACAUGUCCCAUUAGACCUGAUACAAUAUAAACUCCCUUAUUCCUUCAGUUCAAAACCCAAAGCCAACUGAAACCUGUUGAUAGGAGGCUCUCUCUCGCGCUGGUCUCUUUAUUUGGCAGUGCCUGAGAAAGCAGAGGCAUCUUACUGCCCCAGCGACCCAAGCAACAGCUGGUGUGCAGUCAAACAUUUCCUAUUUCUGCCCAAGGUGGAUCCUAUAACUCUCACUUUAUCACCUUUGUAGGCCGUGUGAAGGACAGAGUGAGCAUGCCCACAAACUAAACUAAUGUUUUCAUACUGGCCCCUCUGGAGGAGAGAGAUGGGUCUGUCCUGUACCCCCCCCCCCCCCCCCUUCUCUCUCUCACACACACACACCCCUCUUCACCCCCCCUCCACAGCCCACCUCAUGGUUGUUGACCUGGGACCAGCUCAGGUCCUCCUCCUUCACCAGAGCAGCUGCAGGUGUCUAGCGGGAGACCAUCGAUCCGGCAGAUUCACCUGCAUCGCUGGCGCUAGAAACUUCCUCAAGCUUUAUAGAAACGACAACCAAGAAAAUAGGGGGCUGACAGCAACAAAAACGCAUCACACCGCACUCCUGAAAUAUUCAAAUCAGGGCUGCGUUAUUACACAUCACAUCAUAUAUAUGGAUAGAGGACAUGUAAUUGAUUGCCACAGGCGUUGUCUUGUCUAUAAUUGGCUCUGAGCUGUAGCCCUGCAGGUACAUUGGCAGCUCCCUUUGACCGGAUAACAUUUAUAGAUGUAAUGGAUUUUUUUUAAUGCCCGUCAUUAACUUACAGGGAAAGAGAGGGUGGAUGGGUGAAGAGAUUGCUUGCGCCUUUUUUUCCUGUGGUAUUUCAACUUUAUGGCAUUAUGUUCUGAUGUGUUGCCGUCCAUCAUCUGUUAUAGGGGCUUCUGUCACAUAUUUACUUUUAAAUGCAUUGCUUUCCUUUACUGCCCCCUUGCUGUUUGGAUGACCGUUUUAUGAUGUUAAAUAAAAAGUAGAAAAUGUAGUUUGUG
This is a messenger RNA of Hypomesus transpacificus, 1956 nucleotides long. RefSeq names its product integrin subunit beta 3 binding protein (gene itgb3bp). The coding region runs from base 165 to 614 and encodes 149 amino acids. Gene Ontology annotation, biological process: CENP-A containing chromatin assembly; regulation of DNA-templated transcription. The record is from RefSeq and is a predicted model, not a curated record. NCBI's taxonomy places the organism in Eukaryota, Metazoa, Chordata, Actinopteri, Osmeriformes, Osmeridae. Gene Ontology annotation, cellular component: nucleoplasm. The transcript is spliced from 9 exons.